This is a messenger RNA of Monascus purpureus, 4072 nucleotides long. Lineage: Eukaryota; Fungi; Ascomycota; Eurotiomycetes; Eurotiales; Aspergillaceae. The record is from the annotation of a GenBank genome assembly.
AGCGAGUGUAAGGAAUAUAUAAGGAAAACUAGCUCGCGGCGAUUCAUGACGUGAGAAGAAAAAAGCAACGGACAAAACAAAACAAACAAGACAAAUAUCGAUAAGCUCUAUCGUUUAUCGUCUUUAUCUGCGCCGACGUUCUUUCGUCACGCCUCGCUUUCUUCGUGGUCAUAAUCCUGAGAACUAUCUUUGACCUCUUCUCUACAAAUAUUAUCUCAAGACACUUUCCUAGUCGUUUCUGAUUCUCUUGCUCUCGAUAAGAGCUUAGUAGGGAAAAAAGGCGUGAAAUCCCCUUCCGUCACACACACACACACACACACACACACACAUCUUUCCCUCACCAUGUCGUCGCCCUUACUGUCAGAGCCUUCUACCCCUGGCCUGUCUGUAAAUGGCAGCUCCCUUCCCGUUCGAGAUCCGAAGCUGUUUGCCAGUGAUGGCCAUUCGAUUUCUGGCUCCGGGACUCCAGUCGGUUUCCAACGAUAUCAUAACAAGCACCUUGAUGCCGUAGCAGCGUCGACAGUGCGACAUCCCUCACCGCAUGCCACCCAUCUUGGCCUCCCUGGUGGCGGUAUGCAUCGCAUACUAUCUGAAGAGGAUCCAGGCUACAUUGCGGCCAAGUUUGAGGGGAAACAGAAGCAGAUGGAGCAGGUAAUGGAUCAGCUCGAGGAAAAGGGCUUCUUCCCUAGCGAUUUUGUUGUCUCUGAAACCAAUUGGUUUUACAACAACCUUGGUAUUGACGACACGUACUUCCAAACCGAGUCCGUGGACGCCAUUGUGACCCAGAUCCUAUCUCUAUAUGCAGCAAAGGUGGCUGCAUACGCUCGUGACGACAAGAAGCUCGAGAUCAGACUGGAUAAGGAAGACGAAGACCAUGCUGUCUAUAUCGAUACCAGCAGGCCUGGUACGUCCGCUGUGGAGGGACCCCGUUACGAGCAGAGGAUAGACCAAAAGUAUAUCGAUGCCUCGACACCAGACCGCAGUUAUCGAGUCGAGACCUUCCGAUCUCCGACUCCUCUCCCCGGAGACUCUGAGCAGCAACUUCGUUGUUAUUUUGUGUAUCAAUGCCAGUUUGCCAAUCCCAACCCGGAUCCAGAGGAGACCGAUAUCGAAAUCAUCGGUGAGAAGAGAUUCCUCCAGAAAGCCACGGCCAAUACGAAAGCUCUCUACCAGGAAAUUAUCAGUAAUGCGGUCACCCGAGCGGGUCCUGUUAUCGAGAUGUUUGAAAUCGAAGGCAGCCGUGAGAAGAGACUGGUCAUCGCCUAUCGACAGGGCUCUGCUAUGGGAUUUUUCAGCGCUCUCUCCGACCUCUACCAUUACUACCGUCUGACGAGCUCUCGGAAAUACCUAGAAAACUUCUCCAAUGGCAUCACCGUCCUUUCGCUUUACCUUCGCCCCUUGAACAGACCCGAAAUCAGCGCCAAGUAUCCUCCCAUUGAGGCGGCCAUCCACCAAAUCAUGAAGGAGGUGUCCCUUCUUUAUUGCAUUCCGCAAAAUAGGUUCCAGAGUCACUUUGCUAGCGGCCGCCUCAGCUUGCAGGAAACCAUCUACGCUCACUGCGCCUGGGUGUUCGUGCAACAGUUUCUGAACCGCCUGGGGUCCGAAUACACUUCCCUGACUGCCCUUCUGGAUACGAACAACAGCGUCCACGCUGAGUUGCUGGCGAAGAUCAAGAAGAGGCUCCGCACGGAGACGUUCACAUCGGACUAUAUCUUUGAGAUUGUCAACAAAUAUCCUGAGCUCAUCCACAAACUCUACCUAGAUUUUGCCAACACCCACUACGUGCAGACCAGAGGCCCUUCACAGGACGACUUCUUGCCGACACUGAGUUAUCAGCGUCUCCAAGUGGAUGAGGUCUUGGAUGGUGCUAAGUUGAAGCAACUCAUCUCGGAGACCACGGCGAACGAGCAUGAUCAAAUGGUCAUGUCCGCAUUCCGUGUGUUCAACGCCUCUAUUCUCAAGACAAAUUUCUUCACGCCAACAAAAGUGGCCCUAAGCUUCCGUCUCAAGCCGGAUUUCUUGCCCGAGCAUGAAUACCCUCAGCGACUGUACGGUAUGUUCCUUGUGAUCAGCUCCGAGUUCCGUGGGUUCCACCUGCGGUUCCGCGAUAUCGCGCGUGGUGGUAUCCGUAUCGUCAAGAGUCGUAAUAAGGAGGCUUACAGCAUUAAUGCCCGUUCACUGUUCGACGAGAAUUACAACUUGGCCAGCACGCAGCAGCGUAAAAACAAGGACAUUCCCGAGGGCGGCGCAAAGGGAGUAAUCCUGUUGGAUGUGAACCACCAGGACAAGGCCCGUGUCGCCUUUGAAAAGUACAUUGACAGCAUCCUUGAUCUUCUCCUCCCCCCACUGAGCCCUGGAAUCAAGGAUCCUAUUGUGGACCUGUACGGCAAAGAUGAGAUUUUAUUCAUGGGCCCGGACGAGAACACGGCAGAAUUGGUCGAUUGGGCCACGGAACAUGCCAGAAGGCGAGGCGCCCCUUGGUGGAAGUCCUUUUUCACGGGCAAGAGUCCCAGGCUUGGAGGUAUCCCUCAUGAUGCUUACGGAAUGACAACUCUGUCCGUGCGCCAGUAUGUUCUUGGUAUCUACCGGAAGUUGAACAUUGAACCGUCGAAGAUCCGGAAACUGCAAACCGGUGGCCCUGACGGUGAUCUGGGGUCUAACGAGAUCCUUCUCGCCAAUGAGAUGUAUACCGCCAUUGUUGAUGGAUCUGGUGUUAUUGUUGACCCCAAGGGACUGGACCGUGAAGAGCUGGUGAGACUUGCGAAGAAGCGUGUUACCAUCUCGGAGUUUGACUUGAAGAAACUCUCUCCCGAAGGCUACCGCGUUCUUGUCGAUGAGAGUAAUGUCAAGCUUCCUAGCGGCGAAAUAGUCCAUAAUGGGAUGGUGUUCCGCAACACAUUCCAUCUGCGCACAGCCCAGCAUUUUGAUGUCUUCGUCCCUUGCGGUGGACGGCCGGAGUCCAUUGACCUGUCAACUGUUGGGAAGUUGAUCCACAACGGCAAAUCGCUCAUUCCUUAUAUCGUCGAAGGCGCCAACCUAUUCAUCACGCAAGAUAGCAAGCUUCGCUUGGAGAAGGCUGGCUGCAUUUUGUAUAAAGAUGCAUCUGCCAAUAAGGGUGGAGUCACGUCCUCCUCCCUAGAAGUUCUUGCUUCCCUGUCUCUGGAUGAUAAGGAGUUCGUGGAGAACAUGUGUGUGGGUGCCGAUGGAACGGUACCAGAGUUCUACCAGGCCUACGUGAAGGAGGUCCAGGAGGUCAUCAAGCGCAAUGCCGCCCUUGAAUUUGAAGCUAUCUGGCGCGAGCAUGAACAGACUGGCGUUUUACGCAGCGUCCUCAGUGACCGGCUCAGCCUUGCAAUCACCAAACUUGACGAGGAGCUUCAGAACACUCAGUUGUGGGAUAACGUUGGGUUGCGGCAGUCAGUCCUCAGCCUUGCUCUUCCAAAACUUCUCCUGGAGAAAGUUGGUUUGGACACUAUUCUUCAAAGGGUUCCGGAAAAUUACCUUCGUGCAAUCUUUGGUAGCUACCUCGCAAGUCGCUUCGUAUAUGAAUACGGCAGCAAUCCUAGCCAAUUUGCUUUCUUCGACUUCAUGACCAAGAGACUAUUAGAGUGCAAGGCGUAGAUAUAGACAUGGUCUGGCGUGGUGUCGUCUUCUGUUUUACUAUUCCGGCUUUUUAAAUUCUCUUUUCCUCUUCCUUUUGCAGGCUCGAUUCCAUAUUACCUAGGUAUUCUUUGGACGAUGGAUCGGGUCCUUGAAAUCGCAUGGAUGGACAAUCGCCAUGCAGUGCCAUAAAUUCUUUAAUGACCUGUUAACGUCCUUCAUUUGGUUGGGGUUCUCGGAGAAGUGGAGGUUAAUCUGGAAAACAAAAAAAAAAGGCGAGAGAAGGGGAAUGAAGUACUUGAAUAUGCAUUGUUUUGAAGUCUGUUCUAUUCCUUGUGUCGAAUGAACUGAAUGCUAUUGUUAUCUGUAACGUAUCCGGUAAGCGAGCGGCCACCUCCGCUCCAAUCCCACCUCUAGGUGAGAUUCUAGGGUCUAUAUCAACAAAACAAUUGCAUUUCUAUAUAAAAACUAA